UGGAGUCUUCAGCUAAGCGGCAAAAGAUUGAAACAGGUGCAUUUUGAACUUCAAACGCUGAAGACUGGGUUUCGGACCGAGUUACUUGAGCUAAAGGGCGAAGUGCGCUUGUUGAAAUACAACCUUAACAAAGCUAAAUAUACAAUCACGUCAGCACUGGGCAUCGGAAAGCAAGUCUUGAAUGAGGCCCCAGUUGCUAAUCCCCAGUUCUUCUACAAUCUCCUCUCGAAAUCUGCCUUAAAUGUACUCUCUGACCUGGAUUUAUCAGACGAAACUCUCUGUAAGGUGUGCAAAUCCGAAUCCGAUACACAGGAAAAAUUUUUUGCGUUCUUCAAGAAACUGCCAGAAGGCCCAUGGGUCAUUCAUGACUCAUCGACAAAGGAAUACUUCAAGGAGCCGAAUGCUAAGAUUGAUAUUGCUAUCUUGGAUGGAAAGCGAGCUGUUUGGCUACAUCUCGUUUCUGUCAUAGAACUAAAGCUUAGCAUGGAGUCAAAUCACAUGGAUGCAGUAGGACAACUCGUUGAUAGAUUUGUUAACAUUCUCGAACACCAAACAGAAAGACAAUUCGUUAUCGGAGCUGUGGCUUGUGAUUCUCAGAUUGAGUUGUUCCACAUGGACAAAAAUUUUACUUUCGAACAUUCCGGAUUACUCCCAAUCGAUUUUACUGAUAAAACUUCAUUGGGGUUGGAUAUGUUGGUGAGAUUGCUGAGGGCGCCGAACACAGAAUCAGGCUAUAAAACACAUGAAGACGUCGGGCGAUGGAUUGAGUCUAUUCCCAACAUCAACUUUAGUUUCAAAACACUCCUUCGGAAAAGGACUAGUAGCCGAGGAACUUUUGUCGCAGCUGGCACUAUGGACGGUGAAGAGGCUGUAUUCAAGACCUCCGCUACAGACAAUGAAUAUCGAAUCCUUAUGAAGCUUAAAGAAUUGGGUUGUAUUUUCGUCCCUGAAGUCAAGGGUCAUGGAAACGUGAAAGGAGAAAAAUUUAUUGUGAUACGCCCGUUUGGUGAAGACCUCGAAUUAUCAAACCAUGGCUUGCUAAUAGUUCUCCGAGCCUUUCAUGAUAUUGCCAAGACCGUUAAGCGUGCCGCUCAGCAAAGGAUCUUUCAUCGUGAUAUAAAGCCAACCAACAUAGUUCUGUAUAAUGAACAUGGGUACCUGAUUGAUUGGGGGAUUGCUACUUACGGAGAUGUGAUACCGAUGAAUGACAAAUUAUCUGCAACGUUAGCAUACACUUCCAUGAACGUUCUUGAAAAUGUAGCAAAAAAGUCAAUGCCCUCAUACACCAUGGACGACGAAAUUGAGUCCAUUUUCUAUACAUUUGUUAGUGUUUUGUGUGAUGACAGAAUAACCUGGGAUAAAAGGGAUAGUGUGCACCAGCUAUUGGCUUCUAGAUUUGCGGCAAUGUACGGUUACUUUGAUCGUCAACUUAA
Messenger RNA from Paraglomus occultum, 1433 nucleotides. NCBI's taxonomy places the organism in Eukaryota, Fungi, Glomeromycota, Glomeromycetes, Paraglomerales, Paraglomeraceae. The record is from the annotation of a GenBank genome assembly.